Periophthalmus magnuspinnatus is the source of this 3197-nucleotide messenger RNA. It is a transcript of the gene pop1, whose product is annotated as POP1 homolog, ribonuclease P/MRP subunit. Bases 69 to 2915 code for a protein of 948 amino acids. The transcript is spliced from 16 exons. Gene Ontology annotation, cellular component: ribonuclease MRP complex; nucleolar ribonuclease P complex. NCBI's taxonomy places the organism in Eukaryota, Metazoa, Chordata, Actinopteri, Gobiiformes, Gobiidae. The record is from RefSeq and is a predicted model, not a curated record. Gene Ontology annotation, biological process: tRNA 5'-leader removal.
UGCCGAGCUGUCCUGAGAUAUACAUGGUCCGGUCCACAACCACCGCCUGACUAUAAAGAAAAUCUAAAAUGAGUAACCAACCACCUAGGAAAAUGUCUGAUGCUAAAGCGAGGAGGAGAGAGAUUAAGCUGAAAAACCAACCUGCGAAUGUACAGUAUCCUGUCAGUGAAGACAGGUCGCACUUCACAGGUAAUGGUGGCCAAACUCAGAAAGGUGCUGGGUCACGUCAUGGUUGGGUUAGAGGACAUCAAAAAGAUGGAGGUUACUGCAAAGAGAUGCCUAAGUACAUCAAUGCUGGCUCCUUUGCCCGGGCAAGAGCAGCAGAGGUGAAGGCAAUGGUCAAAGCUGUGAGAAAGAAAUCUGCCAGCUGUCAUCUGUUCUCUGCUCUACCAAAACACAUGAGAAGACGAGCUAUGAGCCACAACACCAAGCGUCUUCCACGCAGACUCCAAGAGAUGGCUACGAAGCUGCGAGAAAAGAGUCUACAGGGAGCCAAAAAGAAAAAACAAGAGUCAAAAAAGAAGAGUCGCAAAGCUCGGCGGAGACAUGGAAAUCUCUUGCUUGAGUUUAAUCGCAGACAAAGGAAGAACAUUUGGCUGGAAACGCACGUUUGGCACGCCAAACGUUUCCACAUGGUCAAAAAAUGGGGUUACUGCCUUGGAGAUAGACCCACAUACAAAUGUUACAGGCCCUGCUACAGAGCAAUGAGCAACCACUGUCUACUUCAGGACCUUUCUUAUUACUGUUGCAUAGAACUCCUGGGAGAGGAAGACAAACUUCUGGCAGCACUAUCACAACUAACCAGCAAAGAUACUGGUCCUUCCUUUGCAGCAGGUUAUUGUCUCUCAGGGCGUAGACAGGGCAGUGUAGUGGUCUACAGAGCCAGACAGUAUCCCUCACAGCCACUUGGGCCUGUCACCUUCCUCUGGAGACCUCCCGAACAAGGCUUAAAUCAGAGACAGCUGUGGAUUUGGGCCCACCCUACUCUGAAACAGGACCUUCUCACGGAGUUACAAUACGUAUGUGAGUGCUCUGAGCCUGUUAUUCCUCCGGUUGUACCAGUGGCACUGCCAGCUGAGGUGCCUUCAAGUGAAAAAACAAUGGAAUUGCCAAAUCCCAGCCCUGUCAUCAAACAAAUGUCAGGAAUCAAGAGAAAAAGUAGCUGUUCAGAUAAGAGUGGACCACCAGCCAAAAAGAUCAUAGGAGAUGGGACUAGAUCGCCCACCACACCUGUUAUGUGGAGGUCGAGAACAUCAACAACAGUCAUCCACGAUCUUACCAUGGAGAUCGUACGCUACCGGCUGAUUGGUCCACUGUCCCAUACUGUGUUGGCUGAAACGCUAGAAGCUGCUACAAGUUGUAAGAAUGUGGACAGUUCUGUGCAGUCUUCGCUCUGGUGGCCUGAGCACUGUAAAGAUGAGGCUAUGAUGAACCUCCAUAAGGAACAAUCUGAAAUCUUUGGGCUUCUCAAAGGGGUUUAUUCCACUGGAGAGAUUCCACCAGGGACAGUACUGGGUCUGAAUGUGGAUGACCCAAGAGUGACUUUACCAACUAAGAAGGUUAAAGCUUUGCCAAGUAUAAAGCAAGGGCAAGAGGUGGAUGAGAAGGUUAAGCAGCUCAUCUUGAAUGGGGUGUCAGAGCGUUGCUGCCAAAGCUUUUUGUGGGACCGCACAAUACGGAACAAUGUAACCGAGAACAAGAUACCAGAGCAGGAGUUGAACCGUAUGAAGUCUGACAUGCUGGUUCCUGGCUCUAGACUUCAGCCCAUGACUCUCCAGGGCCGUGUUCCUGUCCUGUUGGUGCACCAGCCUGGGAAACAGGUUGGACAUGAGAUGAACACCUGGGGGGCUGGAUGGGACAUUCUACUGCCUAAAGGCUGGGGCAUGGCCUUUUGGGUCCCACUGGUGUACAGAGGAGUGCGCCAAGGAGGGCUUCACAUGACUCUGAAACACUCUCAGAAUAAAAGUUCCCCGAACUUCCCGCAUGAUUACCCAGACUGUCCUGCUGGAAUUAAAUUUCAGGAGGAGCAGGAAGCAGAGCUUCUGGACAAGUUCAAACGACAUCCCCCUGCCAAACGAACCAAUUAUAUUAAACUUGGGUGUCUGGCUCCAUUCCGUUGCCCAUGGAAACAGUUGGCAGAAGAGUGGGAGGUGAUCUCGGCUGAGGAGAGCAAAGAGACAAAGGAGAGCACAGAUACUGACACAGUGAUGGAGGAGGGAGCGACCUUGCAUCAAGAUGUCACCUCUACAACACCACAGAGAUUGACUGUGCUCAGGAACCGAAAAUCGCUGCGGCUUCUCUCUGGUUGGUGUAGACCGACUACAUCCAGAGGUCAAAGGGCGUGUCGUCUGGCUCAGCCCGCGCCUCUCAACCAAUCAACUGUGAACUCCUUCCUCAGUGCCCAUGGCAUGAGUUUAGUGUGGGUCCGUCUGUCUCUCUUGUCCAAAGGAAAACCGGAGCUACAUGGCAUGGUGUGUGUCCCAACUCUUGAAGAUUUGAAAUUACUGCAUGACCCACAAUGCACCGGACCUCUUGAGCCAGCACACAAGGACCACUUUAAAAGUAAAUUGAAGCGACCACAGAAGUCAAAGAAAGCUACAGGUACUGGCCAACAAGUGCAAGUUGUAACACCGAUCUCCGUGGAAUCUUCCUCCUCCACUCCGAACUCCGUUUUUGGGCUGUGGCCAGACCCACUGCCUAGCAUCACCUCUCACUGCUCUCGAGUCACCCUCGGCUGGAUAACUCAAGGAGAUUUCUCCCUUACAGCUGGAUGUGGUGAAGCGCUGGGGUUUGUCAGUGUUUCUGGUCUCCUCAGUACCCUCCUGAAGCAGCCAAUGGAGCAUAGAGGGCUAUUACUGCUGAGAAACCCAACUUCUCUUCACUAUCGCUUUGUGAAAGCUAACAUAGAGGUCUGAGCCAUUGCAAGUGUCUUUACCUUCAUAACAAAUUAGCUUCACAAGAGAUUUAACACUGUACAAGUUAAUCCACUUAGGUUUAAAUCAAAUGAAAGCAGUGCGUUCCUUGGAGUGUUGAGUGCUUUGAAAAAAACAAAACUAUUGGUUAUGUAUUUUGAAAGUUCUUUUUAGUUGUUCAUUUAUUUUAGGGUUAUCAGAUUCUACCAAAUCCAUGAUUUAUUUUAUCUGUAAAAAUGGCAUUUUUAUGUUGCACAUCAUUGCAAUAAAGGAAAUCAAAAUCCA